CAACUGCCGUGUCAGUUGACCUUCACUCUGAUUGGGAGUAAUAGUAAUUCAUACCAUUUCCUGCUGCUAAUUUACAAUUUGCACGGAGUACUUAAUCGGGAUUCUCCCUCCAAUAUCCCGUCCUCGUCAUUUGAUCCACGGAUCUUCCGGACCUUCCGCUAUCAAUACCAUACCGCUGACCCGCUCUGAACGGCUCCAAGCGCACUCUUCUCCAAAAUGGACUAUUCCUCCAUAGGCCAGGAUCCAGAUCAUCCCGCAGAGGGAUCCCCGUGGGCAACCUCACCACAACAUAAUAAAACCGAGUUCGGCGCCCCGUCCGCCGCCGACGUCCCUUCCGCUCCUCUCCCCCCGUCACCCUACAAUGCCGACGACGAUACCCACCCAGGGCUUCCCCAAAGUCCGUUCCGCGGAGGCGCAAAUGGCCAACAUCAACGUCAGGACUCGGAUGAUUUGGGGGCAUCCGGUAUGACCGAUUCAGGCCAUGGGGUACCAACGCCUUCGACUGCCCCUCGCGCAGAGCAGCAUUUUCAUGGAGGGGAUAUAGCGACGACCGAGCAACAACGGCCACAGUCCUCUCGCGCACGGCCGAGCGCGCCGCACUAUAAGCUACAGGCCAAGAUCACCGGCCUAGAGCGGACAAGCAAAAAGGAUCCGAUACUUAAGUUUGACGUCUAUACCAACCUCCCGAAAUUCAGGACGACCCAAUUCCGAGACGUCCGUCGCACCCAUUCCGAGUUUGUCAAGCUAGCCGAGCACCUCAUCUCUGCGAACCCAGAAGCAUUGGUCCCUGCGGUUCCCACGUCGGUCACGUCCGCGGGCGUGGGAACGGACGAGGAUGAAGUGCGGAUCAAAACCGCCAUUCAGCGCUGGCUCAACACCGUGUGCUCCAACGAGGUGCUGAAGCGGGAUGAAGAGAUGGUCUUUUUCGUGGAGAGCGAUUUUGGUUAUAGUCCGGUCGUCCGACGCAAACAGCCCGCAACCGGGGUGCGGCGGAAGAUGCUGAAGCAGUUCGCUCCGCCGCCCGACGAUACCCCCGAAUUGGCGGAGGCAAGACCCGUCGUGAAGCUCUUCUACCUAGGUACCAUGGAUGCUAGCCAGAAAUUAGAACGAGUCGUCAAGGCUAGACGCGCACUCGGUUUAGCCGAAGCCGAACUCGGCGUGAAGAUGGCCCAGAUGCACGCCCAGGAAAUCCAUCAAGGGCUCUCGAACGCGUAUAAAAAGCUAGGAAGGAUUAUCCAAAUGGCUGGGGACUUCCAUGCGGCCCAGGGAACGUCCGAAGCCACGACACUCGGCGACCCCCUUGCUUAUCAUUCCUCCGACGCUUUCAUCGUCAAGGAGACUCUCACCAACCGGCACAUCCUCCUCCGCGAACUUCUCCAGGCGCAGCAGUCUGCUCGGGCCAAGACCACCGCCGCCGACCGACUCCGAUCCUCGUCCAGCGUCCGACGCGACAAGGUCGACGAGGCUAUCGCCGCCCUCGACGAAGCCCUCUCGCACGAGACGCACCUCGGGCAAAAAGCCCAACGCGUCACCGCGAACCUCGUCCAGGAGCGCCGGAAGUGGUUCACCCGCACCGCAGCCGACAUGCGGCAGAGCAUCCGCGAGUACGUGGUCCGCCAGAUCGAAGCCGAGCGCCGCACCCUCGCCACCCUCGAGACCGUGCGCCCUGACAUCCGCGCCAUCGAUGCGUCGGGCGGCCUCUCCCGCCUGGGGAGGGAAGCGCAUCCGUCUCAGCGACGGGUGAGCUUGGCAAGCAGUCAGGGGCCGAAAGGGGACGCCUGGAGUGGUGUGCCGAGGCGUCAGGAUGGGCUCAAUCGGAGCGUCAGCGGUGGGUUCGUGCAUCCGGUUCCGGAGGAGGACGAGGCGGCGGAGGCGACGCCGAAGGGGAAACACGGCUCUAAAGAUUCGGUGGACGAGGCUGAUCAGGAUCGGGUGGACGCGCGGAAUGCGGCGAGCAGAUUGGCGACCAUGCUAUAGUAGUCGAGUAGAGUAGCCUUGGAGCACUCUGGCGUAUUGCGGGAAUGAAAUGAUUGCCUACGGAAUGGAAGGACGAGAUUGUAUCGGAUGAGAUUGUAUCGCUAGCGAGCCGACUCUUAGACAUGGCAAUGAAAUCAGUAAUCCGAAUCAUAUCUUAAUUACGGUACCUAGGCACCUACCUCCGUACCUACCUGUAGGUACCUACCUGCUACCAUGAUCA
This is a messenger RNA of Eremomyces bilateralis CBS 781.70, 2197 nucleotides long. RefSeq names its product vacuolar sorting-associated protein. Lineage: Eukaryota; Fungi; Ascomycota; Dothideomycetes; Eremomycetales; Eremomycetaceae. Bases 217 to 1977 code for a protein of 586 amino acids. Gene Ontology annotation, cellular component: retromer complex; retromer, tubulation complex; endosome. Gene Ontology annotation, molecular function: phosphatidylinositol-3-phosphate binding. The transcript is spliced from 3 exons. Gene Ontology annotation, biological process: intracellular protein transport; retrograde transport, endosome to Golgi. The record is from RefSeq and is a predicted model, not a curated record.